Heterobilharzia americana is the source of this 3591-nucleotide messenger RNA. The record is from the annotation of a GenBank genome assembly. Lineage: Eukaryota; Metazoa; Platyhelminthes; Trematoda; Strigeidida; Schistosomatidae.
AUGGAUCCUAAUUCGUUAUUGAGAGACCAAAUAAGACACAAACUAGCUGCAGUUAGUCUGUCGUCCAAGCAUGUUAAAGACGCUGCAUCAUUUUUGCUAACUCAAGCAGAACAGUCUGAUUUCAUCUCAAGCCAGUGGUUUGAAAUAUUCAAAACUACAAACAAUCCAAGCUUUCAAUUGGCUCUACUUUAUGUGGCAAAUGAAAUUUUAACUAAAAGCUUCAAGUAUGGUGUUUCUGAAUUCGGUGAAGCCUUAAAACCUGUUGUUAUACAAGCAACACAGUAUUUAAAACCUGGACCAUUUAUAUCUAAGCUUACCAAGUUGAUUAAUUACUGGACUUAUCGUAAAGUGUUUGAUAUUAAAUUUACUGAGCAGCUGUUACGGAGGUUAAAUAAUGUUGAACAAACUGACAAGGAAGUUUUAACUCCACCAUCACGAUCUAAUAAUGCAGAUGAUAUGGUUAAAAACUUUAAUCCGGAGAAGUUGCUUGAAACAUUACGGAAAAUAAAACAACUCGAUGAUAUAUGCGAAUUACACGGGAAAUUCGAUAUUGGCCCACUUGGAUUUGGUACACCGAUAGUGUCUACUGUUACCUCACUGAAAAGCAAAGAAGAAAGUCGAACACUGACAGCUCAGGUUGAAAAUUGUUGUAAACACUUGGAAUUUAUUUGUAAAAAGAAUGAAGAACGUUUAGAAGAAAUGAAUACCUUACAGAGUAUACUUGAAGCAGCAGAAAUUUAUUACAAUGUUCAAUUGAAAGAGGUUGCUGUUGUUGUAAAUGCUUAUGGUACAUACGGGAAACGUGUGACAAAAACACUUUCUCAAUUGCAUGAUAUACUUCACAAAGAUGAGGUAUCACGAAAAUAUACCACAGAAAACUGCAAGUCGAAAUCGAAUACUCUUACUGAUGAAUGGAACAAUUUAUUUGUUUCAUCUGCUCACACCAUUGAAAAUUCUUCAACACCGGACAACCGAUUCAAUGAUCAUUCAUUAAACAAGACAACACCAUUUGGUUUUCCUAUUUUUAAACCAGUUUGCGAUGCAACUGGGGAUGUUGAUUACAGAGUUCUAUUGAAUCCUGUACUGUCUAAUCUAGCUACUACUAAUAGUAGUAGUAUUUGUAGUAACAGACAAGAGGUCAUGCCAUCAAUACAACUUCAUGAUUCAAUAGUCAAUAUCACUUCUUCAAUGGUAGAUUUAAACAAUCCCCUAUCUAUCAAUAUACAUACAGUUAAUCAUCAACCUAAUCUUUCAGAUUCAUCUGAAAGUCAUAAAAUUCCAUCUGUUGGGACUUUAAGUUCAAGUAUUUUAAAUAAUGAUGGAUUGAAUAAAGGAAGUUCUAGUGUAACUGAAGAUGAUGAAGAUAAUAUGGAAGUGUCUGAUGGUGAAGAACCUGAUGUAAAACAAACUCUUCUACAAGAUGAAAAGAAAAAUCUUGAUGAUAAUAUGACUUCAAGUACACAAGAUAAAGACUGGCGUAUAUUUACCCAACAAAAAUCUGAUAUACAAGCAAGGAACUGUCUAUCUCAUGGUUCCCCUGGUCAUACUCCAGUUAGUUGUGUUGUAUCUCCUCAGAACGUAGUGGGUUUAUCUCAUCAACCUGAACAGUUUAUUCAACCAACACCAUCACUUAGACCAGCUGCAGCUAUUCGUAUACCUCCACCACCACCACCACCUCCACCAUUUAUUGGAUUAGAUCAACAUUCUUUCAGUCCACCGCCUCCAUUACCUUCAACAUUGAACGAAUUAGCUUAUCAAGUUCCUGUAACAAAAUCUCACUUACUAAUUCCACCACCACCACCACUGUCAGUGCCACCAAUACCAUUGGAUAUUGAAAAAAUCAAUAUGAUUACAAGUGAUGUAACAAAACGUAUUCAGUCUAGUAUAAAAAGUACUCCAUCAGAAGUGAUUCCAUCACAACAAUAUUCAGCUAUUAAUAUAUUGAGAAAUUUAUGUCAACCACAAUUAAUGCCUAUCUCAAAAUCUUCUUCAUUUCCAUUGCCCACUGUUGUUAUGACUACAACAUCAAAUAAUUUUACAGUUUUGACAACAACUGCACCGAUAAUAGAGAAUCGAAUCACUUCUUUACCGUCUAUUAUUAUACCAACAGAAUGUAGUCAAGUAUUGAAUGUUAGUCAACAGGAAGUAGUUACACAACCAGUUUCAGUAAUACACUCGACUGACAUAUUGAAAUCUAACAAAUCUACUGAGAUAAAUAUCAAUUCGACUGUAAAUAAACCUAUAGAAGAUCCAUUUGCUAUUAUUUCUCGGUUAACUGGACUUUCAAAUUUGAUGAAAAAUAUUCCUACACAAUCGAAUCCCACUGGAAUAUCACUCACUUCUUCAAUUUCGGUGAAUUCUUCAAAUACUGUUGAUACAAAAUUGUCAGAUUUUCUUCAUUCAACAACAACAUCUGUUACUACUGCUACUACUACUACUACUACUACUACUACUACUACUACUACUACUACUACUACUACUACUACUACUCACACUACUACUACCACUACUACUCACACUACUACUACUGCAACUACUAUUGCAUAUAAUCCCAGUGCUAAACGCUCCAGAUUCUCAGACGUUUCAACUUUUGAAAGCACAAUUCAUCAGAUAACACCGUUAAGUGUAUCUACAGGUGGAAUUGUUUCACCAUCAUGUAGUAUCUCGUCUACCAGUUCUGAAGUGUAUCAUUCUUCAACAGGAAAAUCAUCUAUUUCAGAUAAUAGUUUCAAUAGUGAAGUGAAUAUGAAUGAAAAACAAAAGUUUACAAGUUUUGAAAAGAAAAAUUCAUUGAAAAGUUACACAGAUGACAAUAGUGGAGGCAAUGGUGACAGCAGCGACGGCGGUGGUGGUGGCAAUGAUACUCCUACACAGGAUGAAAGGGAAGAUGAUCCAUUAUCAGGAAGUAGUCAAGACAGAAACAAUUUGGCUGGUCAUCCUUUCAGUGCACCAACGUGCAGUUUAGCUAACUUACUAAUUCCAAAUAAUUCAUGUCAUAGUGGUACAGAUCGAAAUUCUUUUGUACAUAAUCCUUCUACAUGUAUUCCAUCACAAGGUUAUCGACUAUCAUCAUACAGUAAUAUGUUGAACAAUCUGAAUCCAAUCAAUUCUGUUAAUAUGCCUUUUACACAAUUAUCCAGAAUGACACAAAAUGUUGUCACCUCUGUAAUUACAAGGGAUAAUAAUUCCAAUUUGUCUAUUUCAAGUUCACAGAUUCCUGGUUUAAUGUUUUAUGAACCAUCAAGAAUAUCAUUAACGCCUAGAUCUUCAUUAACACAUGGAUCUUUUAUAGUCUCAGCACAACAACAACAACAACAACAGCAAACACAUUCAAUAUUAUCAACUCUUGGACAUAGAAGUGUACAAUUACCACGUAUACCUUAUAGUACUACAAAUUGGUCACAAUCAUUAACUAAUCAAGUAACAUUACAACAUUCAGGUAAUACUGUUGACCUCACCUUUCUACUUAGACAAUUAAAAACUACACCCCUACUUUAUUGUACCAAUGGUAUAGCUUUUCUUUUCGAAAUCAUACGUAAUCAGUCUCUCACAUAUGUCUAUGGUUUGAAAGGCCAUACUUCUCACGGUUGA